Acipenser ruthenus (sterlet) is the source of this 1465-nucleotide messenger RNA. It is a transcript of the gene pkia, whose product is annotated as cAMP-dependent protein kinase inhibitor alpha. The transcript has 3 exons. Gene Ontology annotation, cellular component: cytoplasm; nucleus. Gene Ontology annotation, molecular function: cAMP-dependent protein kinase inhibitor activity. Bases 223 to 459 code for a protein of 78 amino acids. Gene Ontology annotation, biological process: negative regulation of cAMP-dependent protein kinase activity. Lineage: Eukaryota; Metazoa; Chordata; Actinopteri; Acipenseriformes; Acipenseridae. The record is from RefSeq and is a predicted model, not a curated record.
GCCACCGUCUGCCAACAUGAUGGGAUUUCACACCAUGUUAUAUUUUAUUUGGACAGAAUGGAAGCGUUGUGUAGCACCUUGCAUAAAUAGUGUAAUACGUAGUUAAAACAACAACGGCGUUUAUUUCUUUCUUUCCCUCUCUAAAAUGUAAGCGUUGUUAUAAAUCGCAUAUUCUAUCCGGUUGCAUCAGUACAGGUACUGAUAUGUUGAAAUGUGUUAGCGAUGACUGAUGUUGAAUCAACAUAUGCAGAUUUUAUUGCUUCUGGAAGAACAGGACGUCGAAAUGCAAUGCACGACAUUCGUGGUGCCCCGAGUGAUCUGGACCCUGACUUAUCUCAGAAGCUAUCAGAGCUUGAUGUAGGUAAUGAAGGAAAAGGAAAUGAUGGUGAAAAAAGCCAGACCUCUUCCACAGAACAAGCCCCUGCAGCUCAACAGGAGGGAGGGCAGGAAGAAGGUUAACAUCCAGGCCUGAAAACAGACUUGUGUUUACCUGAACUGUUGAAGCUGAGAGGCAGGCAUACUCUAUAGAAGGACAUACAGCUAAAAGGAAAAACUGCUCAAGAAAAAUUGCCUCAGAAUGGCAGUAGAGCUAAUGAAGAAGUCUCAAGCUUAUAACAAUGUUUGCUCUACCCCUGUCUUUAAUAAUGGGUGAAAACAUGAAUCAUUCAGCUAGAAAACUGUGUGACUAACAUGGUGUGUUCUGUCAUCUCAAUAGUUGAUAAAGUAAAUAUCAAUGUAGAUGAGACUUCAGUAAUCUGUUCCAGUUGUGCUGCUAGCCACUGGGUUGUCAAGAGGCUUAGGAUCUAAUGGAUGUGUAACAAAGGAUCCCCCUAUCCACAGAUCUAGGAAUGUUCUGGCAAAAAAAAUAAUCUAUUGUGAUGAUAAACAUAUUUUUUGGAAGUAUGCUUUGUGUAGUACAGUUUGACUUCCACACACUGCCCCUUCUUGUUGCUUUGAAUAUAACAAGGGCACAUUGAAAUGUAUUUGUAGCACUUCAAGCAGCUGUUUCUAAAAGGUAUUUUGUUUGUAUAAAAGCACUGCUGACACCAGGUGGGUUAGCACAUCUGCUGCCAACAGGUGUCAUGCCAAAUGCUUUUUAAAUGUGUUGCAUUAAAACAGACCUUCACGUUGAAACAACUUUAUGGUUAAAAGAGCAGCUCUGUAUUUCAGCCUGUACAUCAUAUAAAACUAAACUGCCACUGUUUUUAAAGGGCCACAGUUUGCACGGUAUAGCGUAUAAAAAAGGCCUAUUCCUGUUUGCUGAAUUUGAAAACACAGCCUUCUUUGCUUGUAUUACCAUCUUUGUGCAGCAAGUGUACUGUAAUUAAUUUUCAUUCACUCAUGGCCAGUUUCCUAAAUUCUCUGGCAAUAGGAAUAACUUGAAACUGAAUUUAUAGUACAGUAACCCCACAAAUAUUAGUAAUAAGUACUUUUAUUAAUGUAAAAAAAAAAAACACACACAAAA